CAAAAGUGAAAGAGACAGAGACACAACCAAGCCAAAACAAAUCCCCCUCAACAACAUGAGCUCCACUACUAACCAACCAGAUCAAUCAUCAUCAUCAUCAUCCACCAUUGUCCAGCCACCAAAACGAGGUAGCUCCAAUGGGCAGCAUAGGACAACAAACCGGACAAGGCUAUUGAGAAUCAUAGGAAGAAGCAUGUUGGGCUUAAUGGUCCUUGUCGGGCUUGCACUAGUUACUUGUUGGCUUGUUGUGACCCCCAAGAAACCAGUUUUCAGCUUGGAAAGAGGCGUUGUUACACUCCAUAGUUUAACCGACAGGAAGCUCAAUGCCUCCGUUUCUUUCCACAUUAGAAGCUUCAACCCCAACAAGAAAGCCGCCAUCCACAUUGAUUAUAUGACGAUGACAAUCAAUGAGAUGGGCAGGAUGUUCGAGAUGGUCGUGUGCAACUUCUCCCAGGUGCCGGGAAACCUAACCGUCUUGUCCCCGACCAUUCCUAUCGACUUCGUAUACCCAUUGCCUCGGUUGCAAGAGAAGGUGAAGUUUGAUGGGAUCAGUCCCGAGCUUCAAUUGUCGGCAAACAUCAGAUACAUUAUUAAUGGAUGGAUAUCAAAACGUCGAUCGAUGGAGAUCUAUUGUAAUCGUCAUAUGCUUAAGAUCAAUGGUUCGACACCUUUGGAUAAUAUCAAAUGCAAUGUGGAUCUUUGAGAUUUGAUCAGGCUACGUGCUCUUCUUGUUCACCAUGUUCCAACUCAAUAAUCUAAGAUGGUUCCUUGACGUUUUGUUUUUUUCAAUUAUUUAUUUAUAAAUAAAAUACUUGUAAUG
Messenger RNA from Cucurbita pepo subsp. pepo (vegetable marrow), 820 nucleotides. The record is from RefSeq and is a predicted model, not a curated record. NCBI's taxonomy places the organism in Eukaryota, Viridiplantae, Streptophyta, Magnoliopsida, Cucurbitales, Cucurbitaceae.